Molecule: messenger RNA, 1172 nt
Organism: Callithrix jacchus (white-tufted-ear marmoset)
Lineage: Eukaryota; Metazoa; Chordata; Mammalia; Primates; Cebidae
Gene: DDRGK1
Product: DDRGK domain containing 1
Biological process (GO): cartilage development; protein K69-linked ufmylation; negative regulation of IRE1-mediated unfolded protein response
Molecular function (GO): ubiquitin-like protein ligase binding
Source: RefSeq, a predicted model, not a curated record
GGCGGGGUCUAGACUGGGAAACGGGGGCUGGGCCUAGAAGAUCCCGGGCCUCUGUGUGGACGCAGUGGUUCUGCCUGGAGGCUUUCGUCAUGGUGGCGCCCGUGUGGUACUUGGUAGCGGCGGCUCUGCUAGUCGGCUUUAUCCUCUUUCUGACUCGCAGCCGGGGCCGGGCGGCAUCAGCUGGCCAACAGUCACUGCACAAUGAGGAGGAGCUGGCAGGAGCAGGCUGGGUGUCCCAGCCUCGGCCCCUGGAGCCUGAGGAGUUACGAGCUGGAAGCAGGCCCCGGCGCCGGAGGGACCUGGGCAGCCGCCUGCAGGCCCAGCGGCGAGCCCAGCGGGUGACCUGGGCAGAAGCAGAUGAGAAUGAGGAAGAAGCUGUCGUCCUAGCCCAGGAGGAAGAAGGCAUCGAGAAGCCAGCAGAAACUCACCUGUCAGGGAAAAUUGGAGCUAAGAAACUGCGGAAGCUGGAGGAGAAACAAGCACGAAAGGCCCAGCGUGAGGCAGAGGAGGCUGAACGUGAGGAGCGGAAACGCCUGGAGUCCCAACGCGAAGCUGAGUGGAAGAAGGAGGAAGAGCGGCUUCGCCUAGAGGAGGAGCAGAAGGAAGAGGAGGAGAGGAAGGCCCGUGAAGAGCAGGCCCAGCGGGAGCAUGAGGAGUACCUGAAACUGAAGGAGGCCUUUGUGGUGGAGGAGGAGGGCGUGGGAGAGACAAUGACUGAGGAACAGUCCCAGAACUUCCUGACAGAGUUCAUCAACUACAUCAAGCAGUCCAAGGUUGUGCUCCUGGAAGACCUGGCUUCCCAGGUGGGCCUACGCACUCAGGACACCAUAAAUCGCAUCCAGGACCUGCUGGCGGAGGGGACUAUAACAGGUGUGAUUGACGACCGGGGCAAGUUCAUCUACAUAACCCCAGAGGAACUGGCCGCCGUGGCCAACUUCAUCCGACAGCGGGGCCGGGUGUCCAUCGCCGAGCUUGCCCAAGCCAGCAACUCCCUCAUCGCCUGGGGCCGGGAGCCCUCUGCCCAGGCCCCAGCCUGAUCCCAGUCCUUCCCUCUUGGACUUAGAGUUGGUGCGGCCUACCUGGCUAUACGUCUUCAUCCCUCCCCACCAUCCUGGGGAAGUGAUGGAGUGUGGCCAGGCAGUUAUAGAUUAAAGGCCUGUGAGUACUGCUGA